This is a messenger RNA of Scatophagus argus, 1805 nucleotides long. Its product is annotated as E3 SUMO-protein ligase ZBED1-like. The transcript is spliced from 3 exons. NCBI's taxonomy places the organism in Eukaryota, Metazoa, Chordata, Actinopteri, Scatophagidae. The record is from RefSeq and is a predicted model, not a curated record. Bases 283 to 1434 code for a protein of 383 amino acids.
UGGAAAGUAACGAAUUACAUUUACUCACGUUACUGUAAUUGAGUACUUUUUAUGAGUAACUUGUAAUUUUCAGAGUAGUUUUUGAAAUGCGUAAUUUUUACUUUUACUCAAUUACAUUUUGACCCAAGUAUUUUACUUCGCUACAUUUGAAACCCCCUCACGUUACUGAGUACAACACUGAUAGUUUAAAAAAAAAUUGGGCGGAAAACCACUUUGUCCCCGGGAUUGAACGUCAAUUAAGCGACAUUCCAUUGCGCGCGCUCUAGAUUCCAACGCGUAGGGAUGGCUGUUGCAGGUGAGGUGGUUACAAUGGAUGAGGAGGAACAGUCAGAACGGAAAGAAGAGGAAAUACAAAACAAAAACCCUUGGCCCAACUUGGAAGAGCUCUUCGUGUUCAAACGCCAACAGGGGAACAACGUAAUAAUGCAGUGCAAAAUGUGUUUGCCCAGCAAAACGGAGCUUUCAGCCUACAAAACUUCGACGUCUAACUUGCGAAAGCAUGUGGUGAGAAAGCAUCCAUCAAAGCUUGCUGUUUUUAGUGCAUGUUCACGGAAGUCACUACAGGAGCUAGGAAGCAAGAGUAAACAGAGCAAGCUCCCAGGCAUCCAGGCCCAACUUGCGGUGGGAGGUGCCAUCCGUGCGUCUCAAGGAACAGUUGACCGCUUCCUCAUCAGGCUUAUUUGUGAAGGUCACCACCCAUUCUCUUUGGUAGAACAGCCAGCAUUUAAAGAGUUUGCGGCUGCACUCAAUCCUCAAUACAAAAUGCUAUCCAGACCCACUGUUAAGAGCAGAAUUGCCGAAGCUACUGCUGAUAUGAAGACCAAGUUAACAGCGCACCUUAGUAACAUAGAUCAUGUUGCAACCACCACAGAUUGUUGGUCUGCGCACCAAAAAAGCUACAUAGGGGUCACCUGCCAUUGGAUUGAUGAGGACACCUUUGAGAGAAGAUCCGUCGUGCUGGCAUGCAGGCACCUAAAAGGCUCACACACAUUUGAUGUCCUAGCCAGUGUCCUGGAUGACAUCCACUGCCAGUACCGAAUUCGUGGUAAAGUGGUUAGAACCACUACAGAUAGUGGCUCCAAUUUCAUCAAGGCAUUCUCUGUAUUUGGUGAGUGCGAGUCAGAGUCUGAGGAUGCCAGGUCAGACACAGACCAAGAAGAUUCAGAAGCAGAGGAUAAUGUUGAGUUUCUGGACACCUUCAGCAUCCUUCAAGAGGAUAACGGCCUUGAGUAUCAGCUCCCCAAACAUCAGAGGUGUGCAUGCCACCUGCUGAACUUGGUUGCCACGACAGAUGCUGACCUUGCUGAAAAGAAGAGCGACACCUACAAGAGGCUUUCACGUGCCACCUUCGGGAAAUGCCAAGCUCUCUGGAAUAAGUCAGGCCGUUCGCACACUGCAGCAGAAGCUGUGGAAGACUACAGCCCAAAACUUUGAAAACCAGCUGCUGCUGAAACUAAACAAAAGCUUUACUGGUCUGAAAUUGUAGAUUGUGGGCUUCCUGGGGACAUGUUAUUGUGAAUAGUACGAUCCUGAAACCAUUUUAGUUUGAAUAGUCUGAUCCUGAAGCCAUUUUAGUUUGAAUAGGCUGAUCCUGAAGCCAUUUUUAGUUUGAAUAGUCGGAUCCUACAGUAUGUGCAUUUUAUUUUGAUUUGUGAGACUUCGAAUACUGUAAUUCUUUUCUCAUAAUGUUGUUGGCUGGACAAUAGGAUUGAAACUGUUACUGAGCUCAGUCAAGGGUUUCUUUUAAGUGUGGAUGUGCACUUAUUCAACUUCGAGGCAUAUUAAACAACUUGUGCUGAACUUUA